UUAAUAGAAAAAUUGAGCAGAUAGGAGAGUUCCAUAUUGUAUAUUAGCAGUUUCCCCUGUCAUUGCGUCCUUUAUAGAGUGUAUUACAUACACUGUUAAUAAUCUUUAAAGUCAACAACCAACAGUGACACAUUACUAUGAAACAGUCCCUACUUAUUCCCAUUUCCUUAAUUUUUACCAUCUAUCCCUUUUCUGUUCCAGGACCCCCACAUUGCCUGUCAUAAUCACCACCUCCUUAGGCUCCUCUUGGUUGUGACAUUUUCCCAGGCUUCUAUAGGUUUUGAUGACCUUGACAGAUUUGAGGCGCACAGGAUGCCCCUCGUGGAAAUCGUGUAAGGUUUUCACCAAGAUUAGAGUGGGAUUAUAGGUUUUGGGGAGGAAGAUCAGAGGUCAAGGACCAUUUUCAUCACAUCAUGCAAGUUUUCCUCUCUCCAAACAAGUUGUUUCAGGUGUUGGAGCAUGCGUUUCCUGGAAAGAGUUCUUGAAUUGUAGGGGCAGGCACUCAGCUGGAGCUCAGGGUCCCACCGCCCGCUCCGUGAGCGGCUGCAUGGUCCCCCGAGGUGGGCAGGGUGUGGUUCCUAGGGCUAGGGGAGACCUCAGCCUGGAGAGAAGGGCCUUCUAGAAGACAUGGAGGACGGUGGAGUCUUCCAAGGCUGGGUGGGUUCCGUUCUUCUGCCGCCCCGCUUCAUCCCCUGCUCCCAUUCCCGGAUUCCCUCCGCUUGGCACCCAAGGAGCCCCAUCUGUGCAGCCGGCCAGAGACCCUGGCAAACUCCAGCCUAGCAGGCCUGGGGGGUGUUCCAGGCCCCUUAGCCCACAGAGUUGGUGGCUGACAGCGUCCCUGCUCGGGGAUCGCUGGUUCGGAGAGGCGCUGGGACGCGGCGGCUGCGGGGAUGCGGGUCUGGGCGAGCGGAAGGGGCGGGGCCGGGCAGUAGGAGGCCGCUUUGCCCAGCUCCAUCCCUCCCUCCACCCCGCGACCGGCAGAUGCUGUUCCCGGCACUGCUCUGGUGCCUGGGGCUUCCUCGCGCCCUGAGUCUGAGAUAGAUUCGAGACGACAGGCAAGUCACAACCCAGAGAUCCUCUACGUGGAGCUGUGGGUGCUGCCCGUGCUGUUCAGUGAGUGAGCCAGGAGCCCGCGCCCUUGGAUGCCCGCAGGUCGCAUCCGGUCCGGUGCAGCCCACGUCACUCCUCACGGGCCUGGAAGGUGAACUGAUGACGGCGCUCCACCGGUGGUUCGGGGUCUUACUCGUGGUGAGCGCGGUCCCAGGAUGCGGAGUCCUGAUUUUCAUUAUUGGACCGCCCUCCUACCAGUGUCUUACAAUGCUCCUCAUCGUGGCCAUGUCUUUCCAGCUUCGGAUCCGCAACAACCGAGAGUCUCUUGCGGACCUGCCCUACCACUUAGAUAACCAGGACAGCGGGUUUCCAAGCUUAGUCCCUGGACCAGCGGAAUCAGCAUCACCUGGGAGCUUGUUAGAACUGCAAACUCUGGCUCCCACCCUGACCCAUGGAAUCGGAAACUAGGGGUGGCACCGAGUAAUCUGUGUUUUAACACGCCCUCCAGGUAAUUCUGAUACACACCAGAGUUUGAAAACCAUCGCUCUAGGGUCAUCUCCUCAAGGCCUGCACCCAACUUGCUGCUUUCUUUUUAUUUUAGCCAGAGCCCGGAGCAGACGGGUGCUAAAUUCUGCACGGGCCUCGGGCGGUCGGUUUAAGGCUGGGGCCGGUGCUGAGUCCCUUAUCCAGACGUCUGCUGGUGGCGGACCUCACCACAGGGACGGCAUUUCUGCUAGAUGGAGUCCAGGAGGCUAAGGCGCCAUGAAAGACGCAGAUGACGAUGGUGAAAGCAAGCUUACUUAGAGAGACACACACUCCAUAGAGAAUGCCAGUGGUCUCAAGGCAAGAGAGAGAACAACUCAUUGGUUUCAUCUUGGGUCCCCUAACCCUCAUUUGGCGCCUCCGCUGGUCUCAGUGGCUUUCCUGGAUUUAUGACCCUGACCUUCAUCCUGGAGAGGUCAGCAUCCCCUUCUUGGGUCUUGCCUGCUGUACUUUUCCACGCAACCAACACAUGGCCAGAGAGCAGCAAGAGAAGGCCAAGCAGAACCCGAGACUUCACCCUUCCCUGCCCGCCCUGUCGACACCAAGUCUCCCUCCUCCCGUCCCUCGAGGACGCGGGAGGGCACCCGGAGCGUGUGGACGCUGGCGGGAGCCGGGUGCUCCUGGACCGGCUCCCGGAGGAGGAAAGCGGCCUGGGGCCUCAGCGACCGCUUGCUGUCGCUUCUGCUGCCGUCACCAAGCAGGAACCACAGCACAAGCUUCCCCUCUGUGGUCCAGUAGAGGCAGGGCAGGUAUGGAUGCCUGGACUUCUGAGCCCGCCCAGAGCAGUGGAAGCUGGGCGAGAGCCCGGUUCUCCUUGACCAGCUACCCAAGGAGGAACAUGGCCUGGGGUCUGGGUCGCCACUUUCUGUCACCUCUGCUGCCUUCACCAGUCAGGGUGAUUCCAGGGGACCCCUUGUCUGUGACCUCACCAAUGCCUGGGUUCUAGUGGGGCUGGCCAGCUGGGGCUUGGACUGCCAACAUCCCAUCUACCGCAGCAUCUUCACCAAUGUCUCCUACUUCAUUGACUGGAUGGAUGAGAUCCAGAGGCUCACACCGCUCCCUGAUGCCAUGUCUGUGCCUCCUCAGACACAGUUUCCACACCAGCCUCUGCAAGCUGCUGGCUCGCCGGGGCCUGGCACAGGCUUUGUGCCCCCACAGCCUUGGCCCCUGCUGCUGUUCCUGCUCCAGGCCCCGCGGCAGGCCCUGUGGUGACCUGCCAAGCCCCUCUGCUCCUUCCCUCUGUCUCAGACCCCAGUCUCCUUGCUGGAAUUUUCCACCCCUCCCCUCCCCCAGCCCCAUCAACUUUCAGUGGUUCCUUCUUGGCUUUCCAGUCCAACAGCUGCUACUCCCCAAACCAAGCCUGAAAAAUCAAAUAAAAACAAAUGAAA
Messenger RNA from Camelus dromedarius (Arabian camel), 2981 nucleotides. Its product is annotated as putative serine protease 47. Bases 1877 to 2539 code for a protein of 220 amino acids. The transcript is spliced from 8 exons. Gene Ontology annotation, molecular function: serine-type endopeptidase activity. Gene Ontology annotation, biological process: proteolysis. Lineage: Eukaryota; Metazoa; Chordata; Mammalia; Artiodactyla; Camelidae. The record is from RefSeq and is a predicted model, not a curated record.